AUGAUACUUGUUUCUUUCUUACUACUGAUUUUGCACCUAUUGAGUUCAAGUUGUGAUGAGUAUUUUAUAAAUGAUAAGAAUAAUGUGACUAAAUCAGAUGUGGAUUUAUUAGAAUUUCCAUUAAAUUUAGAGUAUAUGGAAGCUGAAUUUUUCUUGUGGGGUUCUUUGGGGUAUGGCUUAGAUAAGUUUGCACCUCAACUUACUGAUGGUGGACCAAAGCCUAUUGGUGUUAGGAUUGCUAAACUUAGCCCUCUUAUAAGAGAUGUCAUUGCUCAAUUUGGAUUUCAAGAAGUUGGACAUCUCAGGGCAAUCAAGGAAACAGUAACAGGAUUUCCAAGGCCACUUCUAAAUCUAAGCAGAGAAUCAUUUGCAACAGUGAUGAAUGAUGCAUUUGGACAUCCAUUACAACCAUCUUUUGAUCCUUAUGCUAAUGACAUCAACUAUCUCCUUGCCUCUUAUGUCAUCCCAUAUGUUGGACUUACUGGAUAUGUUGGAGCCAAUCCUAAACUCCAGAGUCCUAUUGCCAAAAGACUAGUAGCAGGACUACUAGGAGUAGAAUCAGGUCAAGACGCAGUUCUAAGAGCUUUGUUGUACGAGCGAGGGAGAGAGAAUGUGGAACCUUAUGGGAUAACGGUAACAAAGUUCACGAAUCGAAUAUCGGAGCUGAGGAACAAGUUGGGACGCCAAGGAAUUAAAGAUGAAGGACUUAGAGUGAAACCAAAAAUAGGUGCUGAAGGGAGCAUAAGGGGCAACAUACUUGCAGGGGGCAAGUACUCGCUUUCCUAUGACAGAACGCCGGAAGAAAUACUCCGGAUCGUGUACGGGAGUGGGCAGGAGAGUAAACCGGGUGGAUUUUACCCGAAUGGAGCAGAGGGUCGGAUAGCCAAAUCAUAUCUUUGAGUUGGAUGGAUGUAGUUAAUCAGAAAAAUGUAAAAAUGUUACUUCCUGCCUAUUGAAUGUCUAAUAAUAAAGUGGGUAGAAGUGAUGUUGGGUAUAUUUUUUGUGUUUUGAUGUCAAUUUAUCCC
Solanum verrucosum is the source of this 1025-nucleotide messenger RNA. Its product is annotated as desiccation-related protein PCC13-62. NCBI's taxonomy places the organism in Eukaryota, Viridiplantae, Streptophyta, Magnoliopsida, Solanales, Solanaceae. The transcript is spliced from 4 exons. The record is from RefSeq and is a predicted model, not a curated record. The coding region runs from base 1 to 900 and encodes 299 amino acids.